This is a messenger RNA of Eurypyga helias (sunbittern), 516 nucleotides long. Its product is annotated as mitochondrial thiamine pyrophosphate carrier-like. Gene Ontology annotation, molecular function: thiamine transmembrane transporter activity. The record is from RefSeq and is a predicted model, not a curated record. The transcript is spliced from 3 exons. Gene Ontology annotation, cellular component: mitochondrial inner membrane. Lineage: Eukaryota; Metazoa; Chordata; Aves; Eurypygiformes; Eurypygidae. Gene Ontology annotation, biological process: thiamine pyrophosphate transmembrane transport. The annotation marks the transcript as partial.
GUCUAUCGCAACCUUCGCCACGCAGUGGUGACCAUGUACCAGACAGAAGGGCCUCGGACUUUCUACAGGGGUUUGACCCCCACGAUCGUUGCUAUCUUUCCAUAUGCUGGUCUCCAGUUCUCCUUCUACAACAUCCUGCAGCAGUUUUCCGAGUGGGUGAUUCCAGCUGAAGGAAAAAAAGGAGGCAACGUUAAAAACCUUGUUUGUGGCAGCUGCGCCGGAAUCAUCAGCAAAACCCUCACUUACCCUUUUGACCUGUUCAAAAAACGCCUGCAAGUGGGUGGCUUUGAGCAUGCCCGGGCAGCCUUUGGGCAGGUACGGAUGUACAGAGGUCUCCUGGACUGCAUAAGGCAGAUCAUGCGAGAGGAGGGCCCGGGUGGAUUCUUUAAGGGCCUUUCGCCCAGCUUGCUGAAGGCUGCUGUCUCUACUGGCCUCGUCUUCUUCUGGUAUGAGCUGUUCUGCAGCCUCCUGUGUGCCCUGAAGAACCCCGACAGCGCUACGAGGAGGGAAGGCUGA